AUGAGACUGAUAAUAUUUGUAUUCAUUUUCACAUUUAAAAUUAUUGUUUGCGAAGUGAACGAGGAUAAAAAGGACACAGUUAUGAAGAAUCUACAGAAGGACUGGCAUGUAUCGAAAUUGAAGAGUACAAACUUUCACGAGGUUUGCGAAGAUAAUUCUGCAAAAUAUAAAAAACAGAAAGACGCUGCGCUUAUUGAAUUUGUCUCUAGUGACCCGUUGCCUUUUAAAGAGAGUGAUUUGAUUGAAAAUAUGUGUAUUAAAGAAAACAAACAAAUAGUAAAACAAGACGUAUUAAUAGGUGAUAAUAAUAAAGUGAAGAACGCAACUAUUAAAAGUGACUUAAUUGAGCAUGCAAAUAAAGACAAAAAAGCCGGUAACAUAUCUGGGAGCAAAACAAUUAAUGCUGAUGAUGGAAAUAUAAGCAAGCAAAAUACUAAAUUUACAACAGUGGAUAAGAAUGAGACAAAGAAGCAGACUAAGAUGAAUGCUGCAAACAAAGAUACAGCGACAACUGUAGCUCACAAUGUUACAAAAGAAUCUAGACGCGUGCAUGACUAUCAGUUCAGUUCUGUAGAAUAUUAUGAUGAGCAUCCAGAUUUUGACGAAGCCCAGUGCCCUGAUGAUGUGGAAGUGGUGGUACUAGAAAUAGACGAGUUGAGGAGUUACGAUUUAGAAUGUGAACUGAUGAUUGAGUGGCGGAGCUUAGAUUAA
Messenger RNA from Leptosia nina, 711 nucleotides. The record is from the annotation of a GenBank genome assembly. Lineage: Eukaryota; Metazoa; Arthropoda; Insecta; Lepidoptera; Pieridae.